This is a messenger RNA of Ornithorhynchus anatinus (platypus), 3659 nucleotides long. It is a transcript of the gene CSTF1, whose product is annotated as cleavage stimulation factor subunit 1. NCBI's taxonomy places the organism in Eukaryota, Metazoa, Chordata, Mammalia, Monotremata, Ornithorhynchidae. The coding region runs from base 169 to 1464 and encodes 431 amino acids. Gene Ontology annotation, molecular function: protein binding; RNA binding. The record is from RefSeq and is a predicted model, not a curated record. The transcript has 6 exons. Gene Ontology annotation, cellular component: mRNA cleavage stimulating factor complex. Gene Ontology annotation, biological process: mRNA 3'-end processing.
GCGGGCCGGGCCUGAGAAGCGGAGAACCGAGGGAAGCGCUCGGGCCUCGGGCUGCCAUUUUGGAGGGGCAGAGCGCGUGCGCGCGGGGCCGCAGGACCUACCACCCACCACCCAAACAUCCCCCCACCGGACGGGUGACGAGGACCCUCCGAUCUGCCCUUCGGCAUAAUGUACAGGACAAAAGUGAGUCUGAAAGAUCGCCAGCAGCUGUACAAACUGAUCAUCAGCCAGCUGCUCUACGACGGCUACAUCAACAUUGCCAACGGCCUCAUCAAUGAGAUCAAGCCCCAGUCAGUGUGCGCGCCCUCCGAGCAGCUCCUUCACCUCAUCAAACUAGGAAUCGAAAAUGAUGACAGUGCCGUUCAAUAUGCCAUUGGACGUUCAGAUACAGUUGCCCCCGGCACAGGGAUUGACUUGGAAUUUGAUGCAGAUGUCCAGACCAUGUCUCCAGAGGCUUCAGAAUAUGAAACCUGCUACGUGACGUCUCAUAAAGGUCCCUGCCGGGUAGCUACAUACAGCAGAGAUGGACAGCUAAUAGCUACCGGCUCAGCUGAUGCUUCAAUAAAGAUACUUGAUACAGAGAGGAUGUUGGCAAAAAGUGCCAUGCCUAUUGAGGUCAUGAUGAAUGAAACCGCACAGCAGAACAUGGAAAAUCAUCCUGUUAUUCGAACUCUCUAUGAUCACGUGGACGAAGUUACGUGCCUAGCUUUUCACCCAACUGAGCAGAUCCUAGCCUCUGGUUCAAGAGACUAUACUCUUAAAUUGUUUGAUUACUCCAAGCCAUCUGCCAAAAGGGCCUUCAAGUAUAUCCAGGAAGCUGAAAUGUUACGCUCCAUCUCUUUCCAUCCUUCCGGAGACUACAUUCUCGUCGGCACACAGCACCCUACCCUGCGGCUCUACGAUAUCAACACGUUCCAGUGUUUCGUGUCUUGCAACCCUCAAGAUCAGCACACCGACGCCAUCUGUUCCGUUAACUACAACCCUAGCGCCAAUAUGUACGUGACCGGGAGCAAAGACGGAUGCAUCAAGCUGUGGGACGGGGUCUCGAACCGAUGCAUCACUACCUUCGAAAAAGCCCACGACGGGGCGGAGGUCUGCUCGGCCAUCUUUUCCAAAAAUUCGAAGUACAUCCUGUCGAGCGGGAAAGACUCCGUAGCGAAACUCUGGGAGAUAUCAACGGGACGAACGCUGGUCAGGUAUACAGGUGCCGGUUUGAGUGGACGGCAGGUCCACCGGACUCAAGCUGUCUUCAACCACACGGAAGACUACGUGUUACUUCCCGAUGAGAGGACAAUUAGUCUGUGCUGCUGGGACUCACGAACAGCCGAACGGAGAAAUCUGCUCUCCCUGGGGCACAAUAACAUUGUCCGCUGUAUAGUUCAUUCUCCCACUAAUCCCGGCUUCAUGACUUGCAGUGAUGACUUCAGAGCUCGGUUUUGGUACCGGAGAUCGACCACAGAUUAGAGACAUUUUCACCAAAUAAUUUCCUCUAACCCCCUUUAAAAGUUUUUGUUUUUGUUUUUUGUUUUUUUCCCCAUCACCAGUUUAAAUAGUAGAGCGACUUUUUAAAACGUACCUAAAUUCACUAUACCAUCCUGUGGCAAUGUGAUACGGAUAAUCGAGCCAUCCAAAAUUUUUACAAGUCUUUUUUUUAACCUUGAUGUAGAAUCAUGGUGGAAAAAGUUGGAAAUGCAGAUAUGUGUACUUUUUCCUCAUUCACUGAUUGUUACGGUGUGCUCAUCGUCGGUUUUGUAAGUACAGCAUUUAGCAAUUUCUAUCACAAUAGAGUUAAUCCUUGCUUUAAGGAUGGAUUUUUAAAAGUGUUCACUUGAAUAAUUCCUGAGUCAUUGUAGACAAAAGUCUCAUGAAGAAUUGUAAUUUGAUUUUUUUUUUUUUUUAACAUCUUACACAUUGUAUUGCUACUGCCCUACCUGAGGAUUCCACUAACUCCACAGAAAUUUGCGGGGAGCCAAGUGGUUCCACGGUAAAAAGCCGAAUUUUGUGCCAUGACAAUAUUGGAACCACUUUGAACUGAGAACCCCCAAAAUUUUAAAUUCUGAUGAUAAAGCACCAAUCUGCAGUCUCGUAUUUAAUUUUGACACUUUUGAUUCAGCUAAUCGAUCCUGGGUUUUUUUCCUUAAGACAUAAAGAAGGAGAUGUACAUUCAUAGCACUCCUGCAGCUCUUUCCCAGCAGCUCAUUUUUCAGCUGUCGUAUGGACAGGAUGCUCGGCAGAUUGAGAUGUUGGGACAGAGCAUAAAUUGAGAGGCCAUCAUGACACACAUGUCUGGAUGGUAGGCAUUACCUAUCAUGAGUCACUAACCUACAAGAAUCACUUGUAUCUCUUAACCUUUCUUCCCUAUAAUUUUUUUAAUGUCUCUCCCUUCAGAGUGAGUGUUUAAACUCCUCAUUGAUCCAGGAAAUAGCUGCCCAGACCGCAUCCUCCUCUUGAGAAGAAAACUCUGAGGAGGCAUGGUACAACUGAUCAGUUGACAGGCCCAUCCUGAAAACUUUGAGGUAAAACAGUUCCUGGUAACUGAUUUUUUUUCCCAGCUGGAUAAAAUAAAAGCUCUAAAACACUGCUGUCACCGUAUACCCCCAAAAUGCAAAAAUCAAAAACCCAAACCUAAUCAUUCUCAUCCAAACACAAACCCGAGUUAAUACGUUGUAUAAUAAUUGCUGUUCGGAAACCUGCCCCGCAACUGAUCUUUCAGUGAAUCUAUUUCCUCGGCUGGCGGAAGCUAUUUUGAGAUGUAACUGUAUAAGCUGGCAACGAGGUCCUUUUUUAAAGUCCUCUCAGUUUUGGCCGUCGUGGUCUGGACGUGUUUUGUCCAUUUCUAAAUGUACCGACGCUUCACCGGGGAGGAAUUAUCCCAUCCGCUUUUAGUAUAAAUAUUUGUCAAGUAAGAGCUAUUGUCUAAUCACAGGACUACGUGCAAAAGCUCUUUCUUUUUAAUGGUAACAAUAACAUCUCUGUGGUUUGAGUAAUAGUACAAUGACAAAGAGUUGGGGUACCUGGAAAAAUUAUCUGCGGUCUACUUGUUCUGGUUGUGUUGGGUGACUCGGUGUCUUUUGUCUAAAUCUUGAGCAUGCCUAGAAGAACUAUAUGUGAUCAGUGGAUGUUAAAUUGGAAGGAAUUGAAGUGGAAACAAGUAAAACAGAUUGACUGAAUGGCGGUGUGACAUCCUGCAGAGAAGCAGGGGGUAGGAUGCUGAUUCUGGCUCUUCCCCGUUCCGCAGGGUAACUUUUGGAAAGACAUUAAAUCAGCUGUUUAACCCUCCAAUUUUAAAACAUCUGCACUUGAUGGAACUUGGUCAUCGUACACAUGCACUCCAAAAACGUGUUUGAAUUGGCUGUAUGUGUCCGUGAAUUAAAAUUUUGUGACAAAACCUCUCUGGCUGCUAAACGACCCCUCAAGCGGUAUAUUUUUAGAAAACUUCAGUUUGUAAAAUACUUUCCCAUAUAUCCAGAGAGACUCUUUUUUGAUCCCACUGAUGUUCCGAAGACUUGCGUGUGCCAGAUAUACUCUGUGAACCAAAUCUUCGUUUUCUGUAUCACCUGAAACCGUGGCUGUCGUAUGCUGAAGAUUAGUAUCCGAUUUCUAUUGUACAUUUUCUAGACUAUGAAAUCUCCAAAAUUAAAAACUAUAUUUGUGUAUGA